This is a messenger RNA of Nicrophorus vespilloides, 5238 nucleotides long. Its product is annotated as hornerin-like. The record is from RefSeq and is a predicted model, not a curated record. NCBI's taxonomy places the organism in Eukaryota, Metazoa, Arthropoda, Insecta, Coleoptera, Silphidae. Bases 181 to 4647 code for a protein of 1488 amino acids. The transcript has 5 exons.
CAGGAGUUCAAUAGAUUGCAAGUAUAAAAUAAAAUAAAAGGAUACGAUCUACUGCAUAGCAUAAUAUAGGUCAAAUUUGUGAUUCUGGUAGGGGACAUUUAGUGUCAGGGGUCAGUUGAAGUAUCUGAUUGUGGACAUUUCUUGAUAGUCCGUCAAACGGGCUUCUUCCCGCAGAGGCACAUGGCGCGAAAUCUAAUUCUAAUUUCCGUUACUCUCCUCCUCCUCAACUCAUUCGGAUCCACGAAGGAAACUACAUACAAGGAUUUGGAGGAACGAAAAAUCCAAAAUGCAACAAUAACACACGUUACCAAUGCGCUCGGCGUAUCCAGGAUCUACGAUUACGUGACAAAAACUAUCGCCUAUAAAGAUUAUCUGUUAAAGAAAUGCUUUGUGGAGCGUAUGAACGGACAACCCUUUUGGAUCGCUUCGAGGAAUUUAAUUGAAAUAAAUGAGCAUUUAACCGCAGACACUGUUGAGAAAAUUGGAGGACCAAGGGUUUCCGAUUUCUGCUUUGGUUGGGUUACUCAUCUCAUUCAAGAUCCUAACUAUGGAAUGCAGGAGAACGAAAUCGAUACCGGAAGAAUCAAAAGAGAUGCAAAUUACUACCGUGGUAGAGUUCGUGGACAAACUCAGAGUCAAUAUUUGAAUUUCGGAAAUGGUGAAUCAGAUGGAAAGGCCGAGGCGGAAUCAACAGCCGAAGGAUCAAAGGCCUUCGUCACUGGAAAGCAAGGUAUGGGACAAGCUCAAAGCCAAAGUAGUCCAUUCAGUUGCGCUGAUUGUUACGGACAGGAUAAUUUUGUAACUGGUGGAAGACAGCAGCAAAGUAUAGCUCCUGGUCCACUUUUACCUGGAAAACAAUUGGGCCAAGUCACAGGCCAAUAUCCGGGUCAAUUGACUCAAGGCGUCUAUACAAGUGAUACUCCACGCCACGGUGGAAACCUUGUUUAUAAACCGACUGGACCCGGAAGUAGCGGUAGUCAAUAUACUACCGGGUCUGGAGGAAUUUCCGGGCAAUAUCCAGGCGGACAAUAUCCAAGUGGUCCUAAACCAGGUAGUCAGCCUGAUACUGGAAAAUAUGGAGGUGGCACACAGACAUACAUACCUUCGCAAAUACCAAUGAAUCAACAGCAACCUGGGACUGGAUCCGCACAACAAAUUCCAAUAGCACAAUAUCCAGGCGGGUCACAACCAUCUGGACAAUACGGUGGAGGAUCGCAACAGCAAGGUUUAGCACAAUAUCCUGGUGGAAUGCAACAACAGGGACCCGGACAAUAUCCUGGCAGAACCCAACAGGGUUCAACACAAUAUCCUGGUGGAGCGCAACAACAGGGUUCAACAAAAUAUCCUGGUAGACAACAGGGUUCACCGCAAUACCCUGGUGGAACACAACAACAGGGUACAGGACAAUAUCCAGGUGGACAACAGGGUUCACCGCAAUAUCCUAGUGGAACACAACAACAGGGUACAGGACAAUAUCCAGGUGGACAACAAGGUGCAGGACAAUAUCCUGGCGGGCAAGGUUUAAUACAAUAUCCUGGUGGACAGGGUCCAACUCAAUAUUCAGGUGGACAGCAAGGUUCCACAGAAUAUCCUGGUGCACUUCAACAAGGCAUACACGGUGGAACACAACAGGGAUCUGGACAAUAUCCUGGUAGAACUCAACAACAAGGUUCUGAACAACGACCUGGUGUAUCUGGACAGUAUCCUGGAGGCAUAUCCAAUGUUGCACAAUAUCCUCAUCAAAUUCCCGGUAGACCUUCGGCACAUUAUCCUGACAAAACUGGUCAAUAUUCAGGAAUCCAACAACCUACUGGCCAAUAUUCCGGAGGUGUUCAACAAACAGGAAUUCCUUCUGUUCCCAGAGAUGGUCAAUAUACAGCUCCCAUUCAACAAUCAGUUCAUGGAAUUCCUGGCGGAAAACAGCCUAUUGCUGGUGGUCAACAGACAUACACUUCUCAAUAUCCGCAAGGUCAAUCUAUUUAUCAUACUGAUGGGCGAACACAAGAAUCAUAUCCACAGCAAGGACACCUAGGAAAGCAUUCUGGAGUGUUUGAUGGCCAAUUAUCAGGAAAUUACCAAUCCAAUCGAGGUAAUGCAGGUCAAUUCUCAGGUACCUUUUCCGGAAAGUAUAAUAGCCAUGGCGAUGGACAAUCAGGUUCGCAAUUCGGUGCUGGAGCUCCAGCACAAAUUUCAACGCAAACAUAUCCUACAAGUCCAAUUUAUACACAACUGCCCACGACCGGAACUUUUGUACCUGGUAGAGCAACUGGACAACCCAUUGUUCCUGGUGGAACUUCAACUCAAACCUACGUACCAGGAACACAAGAUUUCAAUGUUCCUGGUCAAAUUAGACAACCUGCAGGUCCAGCGGGAGGAACACAACAAUAUUUACCAUCAAAUGGGCAAACGUUCAUUCCGGGUUCCGCUCAAACUAUACAGCACGGGGGACCAGGAAGACAAUUAUACAUCCCAGGAACAACAGCAGGUUCACUUCCUCCAGGAGUAUCACAAUUAUAUGGACCUGGACCUCAAGGUGGACCUUAUCAGCCAGACCAAGCUCUAUCUGGUUAUGUGCCUGGCAGUCAAGCACCUUCUAGUUAUGAUCCAGCAUCUACUGGAGGUCAUUAUAUAAAUGAAGGAAUUGUACCAUCAACAGGCCAGCCUGUAGGUCAAACAGUGCCAAGUAGAGGACAAGUUGGACCAUCAGGCUCAUACUUACCAGGAGGGGGGCAAAUAAGCCAAUAUGCAGGCCAAGACGGACAAGUUGCACCAUCAGGCCCAUACUUACAGGGAGGUGGACAAACCCAUUAUGCAGACCAAGGUGCACCAUCAGGUACAUACUUACCUGGAGGUGGACAAACAACCCAAUAUACAAGCCAAGGUGGACAAGGUGCACCAUCAUACUUUCCGGGAGGUGGACAGACAAACCAAUACGCAGGACAAGUAAUACCUACAAGUGGAAUACAAGGUGGAUCAUCAGGUUCGUAUAUACCUGCAAAACAAUAUACAGAUCAAACACAACCAACAUACUCUUCCGGUCAACAAAUACCUGCUGGAGGUAUUUAUCCAGCAGGUCAACACUAUCCUGGUCAAACUGGGGGGGCUGUCGGUGAGCAAUGGGAUUACGGAAGAAGCCGUGGAGAUUCUGGGCAAGGUGUAGGAUACUCUGGCCAAAAUGUACCCGCAAAUUUAAUCACAGACGAACAACAACAACCCGAUGAUGCGAAUUCACAAGCAGAAACUUCUAUUCAACAAGUCAGUAACGGAACGCAGGCAAGUGCUAACGCGCAAGGGCAUUUCGAAGGAGGUUCAGCUCAAUCCCAGGUUUCUGGAACUUAUGCUGGUACUGGAUCUUUCAGCGCUUCGGCCGGAUCUAAUGAUGGCAAGCGUGGAGCACAAACUCAGGUAUCAGGAGGUAAAGAGGGGGCAGUAAGUUCCGCACAAGGAAACGGCGGCAAAGGACAAUCGCAGGCUCAGGUGCAGUUAUCAUCGGAAACAGGAGAAACUAUGUCUAGUGCACAAAGCGGUGGUAUCAACCAUGGUUCCAAUUCACAAGUACAAGCCGGGGACAAAGGCGGUAUGGCCGAUGCUCAAGCAAAUGGUCCUGGCAGUACAUCAUCGCAAGCGCAAAUAGGUUUUCUUCCUUAUGACGAAAAUAAACCUGACGAUCAAAGUACGCCAUUUAAUGGUGGCGGUAGUGCGAGCUCGCAAAGUGGAACAUAUUCGGGCCAAAGUCAAGUACAAAUUCAAGGAACACAUAAAUUUGGCAUCAGGUACAACGGUGGAGCACAGGCUUCUUCAGCAAAUGUUGGCAAAACCUACGGUAAUACAAUGCCGACUCUAAAGCCAAUGUACUCAUUUAAUACUCCAGCUGUAAAUAAAAAUGACGCAAUGACACAACAGGGAUUUGGACAAUAUCCUGGUAGUACUCAACAACAAGGUUCUGUACAACGACCUGGUGUAUCUGGACAGAAUCCAGUAGACGAGAAAACAAGUGCAAGUAAAGUACAGAGAGUAAUGACUGCCCUUCCAUCAACUACCACAACCACCACUACUACCACAUCAACAAUAGCUUCAAAUGAAGAUUAUGAUUACGAUUUAAACAGCGAAGAGUCUAGUACAACAUCGAAUACUCAAGAAUCGACAGAUACUCAGAGACACGAUUCUUUGGAUCCCGUGGAGGAUCUGCAAAGUCCUACAAACGGUCGUUUAUCUUUGAGAGACGGAACCAUUUUAGGAAGUGGCGUGGACGUCGGCGGUUUCAAAAUUCCACCUGGUUUCAGAGGCAGAGUAUCCAAUUCGCACACAGUAAUAUCGCCUUCUAAAAUAAUAUACCAGAAGCCCGUAUAUGCUGUUGGAGCAAGAACAAACUUGAAAGACGGUCGCGUUGGUUAUGGUUCCGGUUACUCCAUCCAACCGACUACUUAUCCAAUUUAUCACGGUAAUCCACAACCGGGUUUUGUGUCCUUAACCAAAUCCGAAACUGGUUCGAAAAAUGUAAUCACCGGAAAGAAAACUCCAUCGGUAUAUUACACGCAAUCAUCCAGCUGCGGAUACUUCACAAACUCUUGUUUCUACGAAAAUGGUAAAAAAAUCUGCAUGCCCAAACCCAAACUAAAUCCCGAUGGAUCACCAAUGAUAUGCUAGAUAAUAAAGCCUAGAAACCAUCUAUUAUCAUUAUUAUUAGUUGUUAGUCAUUUUUAAUAAAAAAAAUAAUGCUAUUAACAAAUCAGCAAUCAAUACAGCAAAAAAAAAUCAGAAAAUAAAUUUUAUUUGUAGAGAAUGAAACGCAUUGUUUAAUACUAAAUAGUUUAUUAUUGGCACAGGAAACUUAAGAACCCUGAGUUUAUACUACAAAACUAGACUUUUCCCAUAAGUGAUUCAACUGGUAUAUAUAUAAUCCUGUGUAUUAUUAUAUAUUCAUAUAAUAUAAUUUUAUAUACUUUAUGUAUUAUAAUUAAAUGAUUAGUGAUUAGUGUUAAGGCACUAGAAGUGCAUUAUUAUUUCUUUUUUUGUUCCUUGAACUAUUGUUUCAUAUGGAACUUAUGUGCUUAUUACGUAAUUUUCCAUGCAUAUAUAAUUAAAAUCGUUAGUGCGUCUUAAGUUAACCUUCACAUGCAGUUUCCAAAAGAAUUCAUAGGACAGCUUGUUCAGUCUACUUUUACAAUCAGUCGUUAAAUUAAAAAUGCCGACAAUUAUGCGACAUCUUUAUAAAUAAAAAUAGAUAGAAAACAGAGA